Molecule: messenger RNA, 891 nt
Organism: Anastrepha obliqua
Lineage: Eukaryota; Metazoa; Arthropoda; Insecta; Diptera; Tephritidae
Gene: Osi23
Exons: 5
Coding region: 1-891 (296 amino acids)
Source: RefSeq, a predicted model, not a curated record
AUGUGUCCUUGUAAAUCAGCUGGAAUGUAUAGUAUUUUAUUGUUGUUGUUGAUUGUGUCACUGGAGCGCGUAAAUGGAGCGGCAUUCGAGUACAAUUUGCAAAAACCCCAAAAUGUCCACCUCGAAAACGGCUUGGCCGAUAAGAGCGUAAGCAACGAAGGCAUUUUGUGGGUCCAAGAAAUGAAGCAACUGCGGCGACAUAUAAAGGAUUGCGCACAGCAAACGGGCGAUACCAUGUGGAACUGCUUCAAGGCGAGAGGUGCACGCAUAUUCGAAGAUGUUCUCUCAUCUAAUGUGAUUCCCGUGUGGCCAGGCGUCCGCCUGGUACGAAUGCCCGCUCUGACGCAUGCAACAAAUGACAGCCUCCCAAGGGACUUCAGUGAAUAUUACGAUCGCAAAGACCUACAGCAUCUCACUUGGUUCGAUCGACUCGCCAUGCGGUUGGCACACACGCUUAGCACCCAUUUCCUACAGGUGAACUUGAAGGAGCUAACCGACGCUUACAUGCAUGCUCUGGAGAAAGAAGGGCAUACAAACAGAGUCGCUGCUGAUGAGCUUGGCACCGCCCGCCAUCGCCGUCAGCGCUACAAUAUGAUGAUUACAAUGAUGUUUGGGGUCACCGCUUUGGGUGCUGUGCUUGUGCCAAUGGGCUUUCAAAUGCUUUCCAUUGUGAGCGGCAAAGCUUUGCUGUUGGCGAAAAUGGCACUAUUGUUAGCUUCCAUCAAUGGGCUCAAGAAGGUGGCCAACAGCGGCAUACAUUACGGUCUCUAUCACGUACCCGGUGAGCAUUACGGCUAUUACGAUCGAGGCGAUGCCCCGCAUCAUCCAAGGCAAGUGGCCGGUUUUACUGUGGCGCAACCAGUCACCGAAGAACUGGGACUAAAGAAAUGA